AUGCGCCAAGCAGUACACCCGAUGGAAACGAGCGGAGAUGGCGAGAUACGACACAAGUUACAUUUGGAAGAUGAUGACUGGCAGGAUGCGGCAAACUCAUUUCGGGGGCCAUCUCUAGUGAUGAUGAACGGCACUUUAGACAGUAGCGCGCAUGAGUUAGAAGAAGACGAGCUUGAAGGCACAGCAGCAGGCCUAGCAUCGCCCAAAUUUGGCGGCGGCAACAGCUCGAACGUCAUUAAAACCGGUCGAUUGCUCACGUUCGCGGACGAGACUGGAGGCUCGCUAGUGGAGAUGACAUAUUCCAACCGAACACAUUACAGCAAGCAGGCCGGUCCUGGCGCGGUACAAGGUGUCACGAAAGGUGGCUGUUGCGUAGUUCAAUGA
Molecule: messenger RNA, 384 nt
Organism: Phytophthora infestans T30-4
Lineage: Eukaryota; Oomycota; Peronosporomycetes; Peronosporales; Peronosporaceae
Exons: 2
Coding region: 1-384 (127 amino acids)
Source: RefSeq, a predicted model, not a curated record